GGACCGCCACACUUCCGGUCCGGUUGUCAACAGAGAAGCACCACGCGUGUUUCCAAACAGCAAAGAUGCCUAAAGCUCAGAAAGGAAAAGGCAAAGCUCCGGAGAAGGUUGUUCACCCGUACAGCAGGAAAGCUGCUUACCUGGCCCGAGAAGAAAUCAGACUGAAGAAGAAAGAAAGGCAGAAGAAUGACAAAGCAACUCGUCUGAGCAGCAUCGGGGAGAAGCUGUUGUGGUUUCAGCAACAGUUGGAUCCAGAAAAGACGACUUACACUAAAAAAGAUGCCUGUGACGUCAUAGAAAGGUACCUCCAAAGGUUUGAUUCUGAGCUCGAGCAGAUUGAGCUGAUGAAUGGAAUCAAAGGUCGGCAGGGUCGUCUCCAUGGCGCCAGGGAGGCUGUCAUCAAACAGACGGUCGAGCGAGAGCGAGCGCAGUAUGAGGGCGUUGGGUUUGAGAUCCCAGACAUCAUUAACGCAAAGCAUCUGAAGACAUUCAGGGAGUGGACCGGUGAUCUGAAGAAACUUCCAAAUAUUAAACUGCGAAAGGUGUCUAACAAAGGUUUGGACACAAAGAACGAGGAGGAGGAGGAGGAGAAACAAGAUGAUGCAGAAGAUGACAAUGAGGAUGAUGAAGAUGAUUUGGAUGAUGAGGAUGUGGAUGAGAUGUUGCUGAUGUCGGACUGAAAAUAAUCAUAUGUGGCUCAGUAUCAAAGACUGUGGAGCUGAGCGUCACACUGCCAGACUCGUAUAGAGGAAGAGUUUAUAUGCCUGUGUGGGGGAAAUGCUGCUGUUGCUCUGUGACUGUCCACAAGAUGGAGCCAGACUCAGUAACUCCACACCAGCCUGUGAGGGGUUCUACAUUCAUUGUUUAUUGCACAAACAAAUAUGAGUCGUAUGUAACCUGAAUACUCCGUGUUAUCCAAUCAGAGAUAGAAAAAAGGUUUUGACAGAGAUGUUGGGUGCUCUAACGUCGUGGUGGCUAUGAGACACAGAGUACUUCCUGUGGUGUGACAGCGACAGUGAUUUAAAAAAAAACCAAAUUAAACCUGUAGAAAAGUGGACAAAUGUAAACAA
Molecule: messenger RNA, 1070 nt
Organism: Epinephelus moara (kelp grouper)
Lineage: Eukaryota; Metazoa; Chordata; Actinopteri; Perciformes; Serranidae
Gene: tma16
Product: translation machinery associated 16 homolog
Exons: 7
Coding region: 66-680 (204 amino acids)
Cellular component (GO): nucleus
Source: RefSeq, a predicted model, not a curated record